Molecule: messenger RNA, 747 nt
Organism: Acytostelium subglobosum LB1
Lineage: Eukaryota; Evosea; Eumycetozoa; Acytosteliales; Acytosteliaceae
Exons: 4
Biological process (GO): translational initiation
Cellular component (GO): eukaryotic translation initiation factor 4F complex
Molecular function (GO): RNA 7-methylguanosine cap binding; translation initiation factor activity
Source: RefSeq, a predicted model, not a curated record
AUGAUGAACACUUUAUUGAGCGAUAAUCAUGGAGGUGAUAUUAACAACAACAAUAACAAUAUAAUCAAUAAUAACAAUAAUAAUAAUAAUAAUAAUAAUAUUGGUAUAGAUAUGCAUCCACCUGUAUUCAACAGUAAUGAUGCAUUGUCAGAACAAGGACUACAUCAACUGGACUGCAGUUGGACAAUAUGGGUGAUUGAUCCUACUACCCAAUCACCAAUGAAGCCACUCACCUCAUCAACAUCAUCUUCACACGACGACUAUCUAUCAUCAAUGGAUAAGAUUGGUACCUUUGACACUGUCGAGGAAUUCUGGACAUGCUUCCGCAAACUAAAGCCACCCUCAAAGAUGCCUAUUGGUGCAACUUAUCAUCUGUUCAAGACUGGUAUCGUACCAAUAUGGGAGGAUGAACAUAACAAGGAGGGCGGUAAAUGGGUGAUGCAGUUCCAAGGUUACAAUAGGAGUCUUUACAACACCGACUUGAUAUGGGAGAACAUUGUACUGGGUAUUGUUGGUGAGACAAUAGACACCGAAAGAGAUAUAUGUGGAGUCGUGUUGACGAAGCGCGACAAGCUGGAAAGGAUACAGAUAUGGAACCGUGAUGCUCACAACAAAGCUGGUGUGGACUCACUAAGAUCCAACAUCCUUAAUACACUCUAUGGUCUAAAUGUACAAAAGUUGAUGCUGAGGUAUCAAGUCCAUUCAAUGAACAACUCUCAGAAGGGAGUAGACAAUAGCGAAGCAUCA